AUGCUCUCGAAUUUGAGAGAUAUCUUCAAUAGGCUGUUAGUAACAUCAGAUCCAUUUCUCUCCCGCAUCAGGAAAUUGCCCCAGAGACCGGCGAAAUCUUUAUAUAAAGAAGCCCUACAAUUAUUAAAACAACCUGAAGUCACCAGACAAGAGACAAGGAACGAUUCCGAUUUAGAUACAAGUGGGUCAACAUCAGAAUCCGAAUCGAAUGAUUCGAACAUUGAAGAUGACGUACAAGAUUUUUGUUACUAGAAGUAAAUAACAGAUAUUCAUUUUGUUGCAAAUUUUUUAUAAAAUAA
Acanthoscelides obtectus is the source of this 299-nucleotide messenger RNA. NCBI's taxonomy places the organism in Eukaryota, Metazoa, Arthropoda, Insecta, Coleoptera, Chrysomelidae. The record is from the annotation of a GenBank genome assembly.